CUGAUCCACACUCCGGAGCGGAAGGUGGUGAUAAUGCACGAGUAAACCAGAAGUCAACCGCCGUAAAACAAGAACACCAAUCCACAGUAGACGCAUGCGUGGUGGAUGCAACGCCGUUCUGUCUAUGCUGUCUUUCUUUAACUGUAUACGGCGUCUAGGUCCAUAAUCAACCAUAAUUACUCUUGAUGACUGUCGUAGCUCUUCGUUCAUUGUCUCAACCACCAUGGCUCUUGAGAAACUCAGGAAAGAAGAAACUCUCGCAAUGAGGAAGAGAUUAAUCGGGCAGUCAUGUAGACUAUUUUAUUCAGACGACCCUGUGAAAAUAAUAAAAGCAAGAGGCCAAUAUCUGUUCGAUGAAAAUGGCGAGCGCUAUCUGGACUGUAUCAGCAACGUUCAUCAUGUGGGCCACUGUCACCCCAGCAUAACCAAAGCUGCAGCAGAACAAAUGGACCUCCUGAACACAAAUGCACGGUUCCUGCACGACAACAUAGUCAUGUAUGCAGACCGCCUGGCUGCCACCCUGCCUGAGAAACUGUGUGUCUUCUACUUUGUUAACUCUGGUUCAGAGGCCAAUGAUCUUGCCCUGCGCUUGGCACAGCAGUACACUCAACAUCAGGACGUCAUUGUGCUUGACCAUGCGUACCAUGGGCAUCUAAUGUCCCUCAUCGACAUUAGUCCUUACAAGUUCCGGAAACUGGCAGGACAGAAAGAAUGGGUUCAUGUGGCACCCUUACCAGACACCUACAGAGGCAUACACAGAGAGGAUCACCCCGACCCUGGCCAAGCAUACGCUGAUACAGUGAAAGACCUAAUAGAUGAGGUGCACAAGAAAGGUCGUAAGAUCUCUGCCUUCUUUGCUGAAUCAUUGCCAAGUGUUGGAGGACAAAUAAUCUUGCCCCAAGGAUACUCAACUAGAGUUGCAGAAUUUGUGCGCUCAGCUGGUGGAGUGUUUGUGGCAGACGAAGUGCAGACAGGCUUUGGUCGAGUGGGAAGUCAUUUCUGGGCUUUCCAGCUGCAAGGGGAGGGUUUCUGUCCCGACAUAGUUACCAUGGGCAAACCAAUGGGCAAUGGGCAUCCCCUGGCGUGUGUGGCAACCACUGUAGAGAUAGCGGGAGCUUUCACAGCCAACGGAGUGGAGUACUUCAAUACGUUUGGAGGGAAUCCGGUGUCCUGUGCAAUUGGCCUGGCAGUACUUGAUGUGAUAGAGAAAGAGGACCUAAGAGGAAACGCCACAAGGGUGGGAGCACAUCUUAAGGAUUUGCUCACAAAGCUGCAGUCACAACAUCAAGUAAUUGGCGAUGUCAGGGGAAUAGGUCUGUUUGUGGGUCUUGAGCUGGUUUCAGACCGGGACAAGAAGACUCCGGCCACAAAAACAGCAGCACGGGUAGUGAAGAGGUUAAAAGAGGAGGAUAAAAUCUGUGUCAGUACAGAUGGCCCCUGGGAAAACGUCAUUAAGUUUAAACCUCCGAUGUGUUUUAGUAUGGAGGACGCAGAGCUGGCAGUACGAUGCAUUGACCGCAUACUCACAGACAUGGAAGCCAGUGACAUUUAAACUGGAAAAGGAAGACAUCUAAGGUUUGUUUAACCUGUAGAAAAUCUUUUAAUUGCAUCAGACAUGGUCACAUUCAUAAAGUUCAGAGGUAGAGAUGUGAAUGUCUAUUCUUGAGGUUCCAAAAGAAACAAGUUCAUUCAUUUCACUUAGCAGAACGCGUUGCCAUCUUCCACUCGACACUGACCACUGUGGAGACUCAGUCUGCCUCGUAGGAACUGCCUCCGUCUGUGUUAAUACAUUUGUUUUUACAUCAAAGCUUAAAUCUAUGAAAUAUCAAAUCAGUGGCAGUAGAAUUUAAACAGCAGUCAGUCUAGAGCCAAGCUACCUUAAAGUCUAUCAUAAAUCUUUUCGUUUUCCCCGCAGGUGUUUGGUGGUGCCCCCCCCGAUGAAACCUAACAAAUUUAAAUGGAUGCCAGCUACAGCACAUUACCAAAGCCACCUGAAAGAUGACCCCGUACACAAGGUGCUAAUGUGACACUGACUUCCAAAAUAAACUUUGUUUAUCAAGAAACUAACAGUAUGCAUUUCUUUUUUAAAUAAUUCUUUUACCCACAGUAGAAAUAAUUAGUCCCGACUUAUAACACUGAUCAGCAACAUGUUUCCAAUACACAUUAUGGUUGAGAUAAGCACUUACCAGACCACUAUCUUUAACUCCUGGCCACAUUCAUAAAUAGGCUCAAUUACCGCAGUUUCACAUCUAGUUGAAUGGGUCUAACACUCAGCCAGUUAUCCUGCAGGUAGUGAAGCCCUCUCCCACAGUAAGAGGCAUUCGUAGGGAGGUUAACAUUACUCGAGACGAAAACAAGCAAGCCAUUUAACAGUACAAAACAUUUAACAUUAACUUUACAAAUAAUAACAAAAGGAUCCAUGUGUAAUAUAAACCAAAAGUUUAUUUCUAACAAUUUGCCCAAGACACUAGAGGAAUGAGUUUCCAGUGAGAGAGGGAGUACCCUCUUACAUUAACAGGCUUGCGUUCAGUUGAAUAACACUAGUAAAGCCACUUAAAAUUGCAGACAUGAUGGGGGAAGAAUCUCCUUAAAAGCC
Messenger RNA from Etheostoma cragini (Arkansas darter), 2596 nucleotides. It is a transcript of the gene phykpl, whose product is annotated as 5-phosphohydroxy-L-lysine phospho-lyase. Gene Ontology annotation, molecular function: transaminase activity; pyridoxal phosphate binding. The record is from RefSeq and is a predicted model, not a curated record. Lineage: Eukaryota; Metazoa; Chordata; Actinopteri; Perciformes; Percidae. The transcript is spliced from 12 exons. Gene Ontology annotation, cellular component: mitochondrion. Bases 224 to 1552 code for a protein of 442 amino acids.